AUUUCCUUCUUAUUUGAGCAUCCUUUUCCGCCUUUUGAGGUCUGCCCACUCUGUGCCGUGACGCAACGCAGCGCUUCCACGCCGCCGGAGAGAGGGAGCGAUCGAACGGCUCCUAUCGUCGCUCACCGCCAUCCUUCUGCCCACCUACUCUGCCGCACCUCCUCCUGUUCUCCGUCGGCUCGUCGUUCUCUGCGCCGGAUCUCCAUGGCCACUGAGACGGCCGGCGCGAUUCGGACGACCAAGCCAGUCACCAUCUCCUACUCCGAGAUCAAAGACAAGGGCAAGGAUCUGUAUGCAAAAAUAGAAGAAGGAUUUGGGCCAGAUGGGCUCGGGAUCAUCUCGGUAUCAGAUGUCCCCGGCUUCCCGUUGCUACGUCAGAAACUUCUACAGUUAGCACCCAGAGUGGCAAACCUCCCCGAUGAAGUGAAAAGUGAGCUGGAAGACCCAGAAAGCAGAUAUAACUUUGGAUGGAGCCAUGGGAAGGAAAAGCUUGAAUCUGGUAAAGCAGAUUUAUUCAAAGGAUCUUUUUAUGCUAAUCCAAUUUCAGACACUCCUACAACUGAUGAGGUAGCUAUACGCCGGUACCCUUCAUACUGUCGACCAAAUAAAUGGUCAGAUGCAUUACCAGAACUUGAAGUAGCAUUUAAAGCUCUUGGGAAGUUGAUGUGGGAGGCUGGGUUGAUGCUGGCCUAUCAUUGUGAUCAGUAUGUAAGUAAAAAAAUGAAAGAUAGCAAUGCUGGCAAUCUUGAGCAGAUGCUUCAACGGUCCAGGUGCCACAAAGGUCGUUUGUUAUACUACUUUCCAAGACAUUCCAGGCACUCUGGAGAUGAUAUUAGCUCCAUAUCAUCAUGGUGUGGAUGGCAUACUGAUAAUGGUUCACUCACAGGGCUUACCUGUGGCCUGUAUACAAGAGAUGGGGUAAAGAUUACUUCUCCAGAUAGUGCUGCUGGUCUUUAUGUUAAAACACGAAAUGAUGAAAUUGUCAAGGUUGUUUUCGAAGAGGAUGAAUUAGCUUAUCAAAUCGGCGAAACAGCUGAAAUACUUGCAGGAAGAUGUCUCUGUGCUACUCCACAUUGUGUACAGGCACCUAACAGUGAAAAGGCUCUUGGUGUGGCACGCUCAACCUUUGCAUUAUUUCUGCAACCUGACUGGGAUGAGAAACUUCAGUUUCCAGCAGAGAUUCGCCAUCACCAAGAGUUGAUCUCACCAAACAGAACUCUUACUUUUGGAGAAUUUUCUGAGACACUCAUUGGCAAGUAUUACCAUGAAAAGAGCUGAGACAAAUUCUAUGUUCCAUAUUUAUGAUAAUUGGUAGUGAAAUUAAGGAUGUGCCAGCAUCAAACUCAUCCUACUACUUCCAUGUUUAUAAUUAUUGGUAGCCAAAUAAAGGCUGUGCCAACAUUAAACA
This is a messenger RNA of Zingiber officinale, 1408 nucleotides long. RefSeq lists its product as uncharacterized. The transcript is spliced from 15 exons. The coding region runs from base 205 to 1278 and encodes 357 amino acids. The record is from RefSeq and is a predicted model, not a curated record. NCBI's taxonomy places the organism in Eukaryota, Viridiplantae, Streptophyta, Magnoliopsida, Zingiberales, Zingiberaceae.